Molecule: messenger RNA, 1022 nt
Organism: Erythranthe guttata (spotted monkey flower)
Lineage: Eukaryota; Viridiplantae; Streptophyta; Magnoliopsida; Lamiales; Phrymaceae
Source: RefSeq, a predicted model, not a curated record
UCAUAAUUCAUAUGUGCAUAUUCAAGAAAAUGGGUAAUGCCGUAGUGGUCCCUAUGGUGUGUGUUGCUCUCAACAAUCAGGUCCACUGAAUCUCGAAAAAAAGCCGAUAAAAACAGAAAAUAAAGGCAACAAUUCGAAAAGAGAGAUGCUGAUAUAAAUGGGUCUGUAGAAGAAAGAUCCCAAUGGAAUAAUUCAAGACAAAAACAAAUGAAGGAUUAUUAUACAUCAAAUUAUCGCGUUUAUUGUCUUCUAAAAUUUAAAAAAAAAUUUGCAGGGUAUUAUAAAUAUCGAGAGUUGUGGAACCGGAUACUGGAUAAUCUCAUCGAUUCAAAUUCCUCUUGCAAUUAUAUUCACUUUCGUAAUUCUAAACAGUAGAAAGAGUCGUAAGAAUACUGCUUCAAAUACUCCUCAGGAAAAUGGAGAAUGUGAAACAAGAAACGGGCUAAAUGGGAAGCUCGUUUUUCCCUUAAUGGCACUAUUAGCUGGCAUUCUUGGUGGAGUAUUUGGAAUUGGAGGUGGCAUGCUUAUAAGUCCACUUCUUAUCCAAAUCGGAAUGCAACCCGAAGUGACAGCAGCAACAUGUUCGUUCAUGGUAUUAUUCUCGUCGUCCAUGUCAGCAAUGCAGUACUUACUGCUGGGAAUGGAUUACAUUUACGGUGCCCUAAUCUUGUCAGCGGUUUGUUUCGUGGCUUCGUUGAUUGGGUUGACUUUGGUCCAACGAGCUGUAAUGAAACACGGGAGAGCGUCUCUUAUAGUGUUCUCGGUAGGUACAGUGAUGGCUCUAAGUACCGUUUUGAUGACUAGUUUCGGAGCUGUGGCUGUUUGGAGUGACUACACUAGUGGUAAGAGUAUGGGGUUCAAGAAACCAUGCUAAAAAUAAAUAAAUAAAAUUAAAUCUUUUUUAUUGUGUGUUAUUUUGGAACAAUAAGUACUAGCUUGUAGCAUAAUAAGUAAGCUUCUUACAUCUAAUGUACUUCAAAGGUGAUUAGCAAUUUAAAACAAAAAAAUUGUGUUCCAAUUCA